AUGAGUGUCUGUACACAAUGCAUGCGCGCUUUGCGCCGACAAGCACGACUAGAACAACUUACCUUAUCACAGACCAGGCCAUCUCAGCUACGAUGUCUGUCCACAACUUCGGCCCGAUACCAGCAGCCGCAAGCCCAGAGCAAGCCUGAGUCCCAGGUGCAGCCAGGAACACCACCAUCCAUUCUUACCACAGCACCAACAAUAACCAGUAAUCUCGCAGCCGAUGCUCCUCCUCCAGCUCCGGCCGCGGGCUCUCCGAGCAAUGCCCCUGCCUCUGCCUCGAGCCAGGUUCCAGCACCUUCAACAGCUGAAAUGCAGAAACAGAUCUCUUCCCGUUUAGGCUCAUCUCGAGUAGGUGGAGGAAUCGGACACAAAAUAGCAACAUCUCUUAGAAGCGCAGCGAAAUCUACUACGGAGACAUAUAUCACAUACGGACUCACAGAAGCCAUGUUCAAAUCUUGUGCAGCACAAGCACCAUACACUAUCCCAGAGGAUCAGCGUAUGGGAGUCUACACAGGCAAAGGUCCGCCAAAGAAUGCAAGAGCUGAAGAUGUUGGUGUACCCGAAACAUCUGUACCUGGCAGCCAGGGAGCACAGAGUUGGUGGUUUACAAGAUUAGGAUUGGAGCCAACGUUCAGUGUAUGGAGUCAGGUCUGUUUUCUACACAUGUAUAUCUUGACGGUCAAGCUGCGAACUCUGCCGGACCAAAGAACCUACAUGGAGUAUCAGAGAUAUCUCCUCGAGCAUUUCAGCUCGGUGGCUGAAGACAAGAUGAUAUUGUUACACGGCAUGAACGCAAGAGGUGUGAGGAACAAGUACCUCAAGGACUUGUUUGUGCAAUGGAGAGGCAUACAGUACGCCUACGACCAAGGUCUAGUCUCUGGAGAUGCAGUACUGGCUGGCGCAGUUUGGAGAAAUUUGUGGAAGGCCGACGAAGAGGUGGAUUGGGAAAAGGUCGCUCUUGUUGUGGGAUUCAUGAGAAGAGCUAUUGCAGGAUUGGCAGAUUCUGACAUCAACGAUAUUGCAACCAAUCUGCAACAAAGCAGUCAGUAUUGGGAACAGGCGCAGCAAGGACUAGAUGGCAUGGUCAACCUUGAAAGCACAGGCAUAAGGGACAAUUUAAGAGAGGAAGCUGCAGCCGAAAAGGCAUUGUAG
Messenger RNA from Lithohypha guttulata, 1155 nucleotides. RefSeq names its product Serine carboxypeptidase 3 (gene cbp3). The record is from RefSeq and is a predicted model, not a curated record. The transcript has 2 exons. The coding region runs from base 1 to 1155 and encodes 384 amino acids. Gene Ontology annotation, biological process: mitochondrial respiratory chain complex III assembly. NCBI's taxonomy places the organism in Eukaryota, Fungi, Ascomycota, Eurotiomycetes, Chaetothyriales, Trichomeriaceae. Gene Ontology annotation, cellular component: mitochondrion.